Molecule: messenger RNA, 693 nt
Organism: Melampsora larici-populina 98AG31
Lineage: Eukaryota; Fungi; Basidiomycota; Pucciniomycetes; Pucciniales; Melampsoraceae
Exons: 3
Coding region: 1-693 (230 amino acids)
Source: RefSeq, a predicted model, not a curated record
AUGAGAGCCAAAGAUCGGAUUUUGGGAGGUCACCCAUCACUGUUCUUCCUUGCAACCACUGAAUAUAUAUUUGCUAAUAGUUUUUCGAUGUCAGAACAUACUGAACACUUCGAAGACGCACAGUCUACGCUCGUCGUCGGCGCGUCGGAACCCCUUUUGUAUCCAUCGAACGAGCUCACGGGAGACACCACUCUGGAUGCUGUCUUCGGCAGCAUUGAGACUUUGAAACCGAACCCUGACGUGCAAACUGGUUUGGAUGAGGACGCAGUACAUGCAUUAGAACGGGAGGCGAAUCGCGUCCGAACCUCUGCAUUUUUACGAGACCAGGCUAUCGCCGACGGAACCGUGACGGCUGAGGAGGCCGAAAGCAUGGAAUUCGGUUAUUAUUAUCCUACCGAAGAAGAUAUAGAUCAUAUCGCCUUAGAAGAGCUUGGGAGUCGAUACGGUUCAUCACCAGGUUCACAAUGUUCAUUCCAGAUUUUAUACCGGGCUCGACAGCAGAGAGAGCGCGAACUAAAGUAUAGAGUAAAUGUUCGAAUUAGAGAGGAGGUUAACAGGGAGAUGGCCCGGUCGCAAGAGGUAUCAAGGCAGAGUUGCGAAAGUCACAAACAAGAAAUGGAAAAAAAAUGUGGAAAGGAUUCUGGAAAGGAUUGUGGCAAGGAAACUAGUGCCAACAUGGAAACUGGUCCUUGA